AUGUGUAUCUACGCAAGGUGUGGCGUUUUUGCUGGGUUGGCUUUUAAUCGGAAGACAUUUUUGAAAGCGGUCCUCCGCUGGUUUGGAAGGCAAUCGAACAUGUCCGGAAGCAGAGCAGGUGCUGCGGAGUUCUCCAAAGAAGGCGACGAGGGCCGUCAGCGCGCAGCGGAGAAGGGGUCGGACGAGCCGGGCGGGGGGUCUUUGAGUGGCUAUUCGGCCAUGGUGUUCCUCAAGAAAGGCAAAAACAAAAGGAAGCAAAGGAGGAGCAGCCUGCGGAACGUCCCCAAGGAACCGCGAGAAAGCGAGAAGAAGAUGCCGCUGGCUGUGAGCGCGGUGGCCAAGAAGUGCGAGGUUCUAGGUUUUGAGGAAGUUUCCAGCGAAUUUACGUGCGCCUCGUCUAUUUCGGAGGUGUACCAACGCGACGUCAAGAAAGAGUCCCGAUACUCCUUCCGGAAACUGGACGACGGAACCUUCGCCAUAGAGAGGAAGAGCUCGAACGACCCGGAAAAGAGUGACCCGGGAGCCACAAGGAGGUCCAAGAAGACGACGUGCCACCAGAAGGGACGCUACGCGUACAAGCCCCUGAAAAUCUGCUUUAAGAAAAGAAGCAAAGCUCUGAAGAAGACUUCAGAUCCAAGCGACGACAACAAAACAAGUCAGCUCGAGAGCGACGCGAUCGCGUCGACUGGGAAAACGUGGGCAAAUUUUAAACAGAUGGUAACAAGGAGAAAAAAAACAGGUUCCUCCAGCAAGAAGGAAUCUCACCUCAAUUGCCUCGAAGCCAACAACUGCGGCCAAUGUGAUUCCAACAAAAAAAGGUUCUCUAACCUCAUGAUUCCAUGCAUGAAUUUCUCAAAAGGAAAGAGGUCUUCAAACGUUCCAACUGAAGGACCACCGCGUGAGGUCCACGUGGAGGACCUGGAAGCUGGGUGUGAGAAGAACGAUGAGGCCUUGGCAGCCAAAUAUAAGCUGCAGAAGUCCCUGAACGCCAAAAACGGGGAGAUCGGCUGUGCGCGAAACAGGGAUGCCACGGACCCGUCAGGUAGGGUCAUCACCGUUGGCUUGGAAGGAAGGGAAAGUGCCUCCCCGUUUGCUGUGUUCAGGGAAGAGGUCAAGGACUUGUCCAAGCCUCCACUUCAGGAGGACUUGCUGGUUGGGUCUACCAAAUACUCCGGAAAUAAAAGCCCCACACAGAAAACCAACCUCAACGAAGACCGCGAUGAACCAAAAACGAGGAGUACGGAUAUUAGCCACCUAAACGAUAUCAUUUACUACAAAGACAGAUUCACGAAAGCAUCGUCAAUGGAUGACGCGUCCAACCAGGCCACCGAGACGUCGGAUUCCUACGAAAGCCUGCUGGUGGCGACCGCGGCUUCGCUGGUGAAGAAAGUCAUUCAGGCGUCGAUCCAGCAGCUGGUCGACGAGGGAGCUUUUCUGAGCCGGGUUCCGAUUUAGGUCUCGACGAAAGGGUCCCUCAACGAGAAACGGAG
This is a messenger RNA of Spea bombifrons (plains spadefoot toad), 1490 nucleotides long. RefSeq names its product A-kinase anchoring protein 5 (gene AKAP5). Gene Ontology annotation, cellular component: postsynaptic density; excitatory synapse; plasma membrane. NCBI's taxonomy places the organism in Eukaryota, Metazoa, Chordata, Amphibia, Anura, Pelobatidae. Gene Ontology annotation, molecular function: molecular adaptor activity; calmodulin binding; glutamate receptor binding. The record is from RefSeq and is a predicted model, not a curated record. Gene Ontology annotation, biological process: positive regulation of adenylate cyclase activity. Bases 1 to 1455 code for a protein of 484 amino acids. The transcript is spliced from 2 exons.